Xiphias gladius (swordfish) is the source of this 4577-nucleotide messenger RNA. RefSeq names its product ras and Rab interactor 2-like. The transcript has 13 exons. Lineage: Eukaryota; Metazoa; Chordata; Actinopteri; Istiophoriformes; Xiphiidae. The coding region runs from base 508 to 3501 and encodes 997 amino acids. The record is from RefSeq and is a predicted model, not a curated record. Gene Ontology annotation, biological process: signal transduction; vesicle-mediated transport. Gene Ontology annotation, cellular component: endocytic vesicle; cytosol. Gene Ontology annotation, molecular function: guanyl-nucleotide exchange factor activity; small GTPase binding.
UCAGUGAUCUGAUCCGAAGCCGGCGUCUUUUGUCUCUGUGCUUGCAGUUAAACCAUGUAAUCCGCCGUGUACGGGGACAUUGAGGCUCCUCGGUGUCUCCCGAAAAAAACCGAGCGAAACGGCAGCAACGCAGCGCGGCGCAGCGGCCGUGAGGUUUCCCCAUGGAGCACGACCGCAGGAGUUCCGAAGUUCCGACUUAGUGGCGCCGAAGGAAACGACUGACGAGGCGGGUGAAGCCGUCUUUCCGCUGCGGUGGACGGGGUGUCUGCGGACCGCUCUCCAGCUUUUACGGCAGGAAAUGCCCGAUAUUUUUAGACAUGCCGACUCCUGCUCUGGCGAAAGUCUCUUCCAAGUGACCCAUCGGAGGAUCGUCCAUUGUCUCUCUCAGCGAGGAGAGUGAACUGAUCGGAAGAAAGGUAAAGAACUCCGGCCCCUGCAGACGCUGUCUCAGACGUAAGCACACACUCAGACGUAAGAGGGACCCAGUCCUGGGGACAGGAAGACAACAUGGCCUUCAGCUCACCAACUGGGAAUCCCCCCAGCAGCCUUACAGACAGGAGCGGUAGCUUCUUUAAGCUGAUAGACACAUUUGCAUUGGAGAUCGGGGAGCUGAAGAAGGAGAUGGUUCAGACCUCUCCGACUGUGGUUAAGGAGCCCAUGGAACUACAGGGGCUGGAGAGUGAGGUGAGUGGUGUUUACCUGCAGUCCCCCCACUGUGGCGGGGUGGGGGGUGAAAGGGACUCUGGGUACGACUCCUUGCGAAGGAGGAUGAGCGUGUUGGACAGGCUGAGUCAAACCCACCCAGUGUGGCUUCUGCUGGCGGUCAGUGAAGAGGAGGCCAGUCGCAUACUGCUCAAACAGCCACCAGGGGUAUUCCUGGUCAGGAAGUCAGCUACUCUGCAGAGAAAGGUUCUGUCUGUGCGGCUGAAGGAGGAUCCGUCAGGAACUCCCAUCAGCCACUUCCCCGUCAGAGAGAGCCUGUACACCUUUUCUCUCGAGGGAUCUGGGAUAAGUUUUGCAGAUCUGUUUCGCCUGGUGGCUUUCUACUGUAUUAGCAGGGAUGUCCUGCCUUUCACAAUCAAACUCCCGGAAGCCAUUGCAUCUGCCAAGACUCAGAAAGAACUGGAGGAGGUGGCUCAGCUUGGAGCAGGCUUCUGGGACUCUUCCUUGUGCAGUCAGCGGCGCACCUCCCCCCAUCCCUGUCGCCCUCUGAGCCGUACCCUCAGCCCCCAGCGAACCAACAGGAACAGGGAGGUCAGGGGGUCACAGCAGAGACACACCGGGGCUUACUGCGAUAGUGCGCCCCCAACCCUACAGUCCCACGCCCCUCCACCUUCCUUUCAUCUGGAAGGAAGACAUUCCAGUGGUCCUUUGUGCUUCCUUAACCCACUGUUUCUCCAGACUCAUCGACACCACCACUGCGAAGAGGAUUCUCCUUCGAAUGCUGUCAAGUCCAAUAACGACCUAGAGAAUGUGGGAAAAUUUUCCGUGAAGCCGAUAAGCAGCAGUGAAGGUAGCGAGCAACAUAUACACAAGAUCAAACUGAACGGCAAAUCAAGGCCCCCUCCCCCCCGCCCCCCUCCCCCCCGCUCAAUGCCACGCCGGCGCCCUGCCCCACCUCCACCUGGACCUCCAGCAGCUACCACCAGGCCGAAGAGCAUGCCAGAGGCCAUUGUUGUGGCUGCUAGGCAACACCAGUCCCCCAGCAGGCGCCCAGCACCCGUUCGACCACCAAUAGGUGCCAAGCACAGCAGCCUGUCCAAAAGUGGCAGCACACCAAUCCCUGUGCCUUUAAACCCACCACCGCCAAGGCCUAAAAAGCCUGAUCUGGAAGCUCACCGCUGCCACAUUGCCCUGGAUGAUGACACCAUCGCCAAGGCCUUGUCUCGUGCCAAGCUUUCACCUUGCCAGCCUCCACAUGCUGACCCUGCUGAUGUACUACUGGAGAAUAAUGCUGGGAGUCCAUCCAGUCCUAAUGAGAGGGGACGCCAGCGGCUCAGUGACAUGAGCAUGUCUACUUCUUCCUCUGACUCACUGGAAUACUCGCAGUCUCCUGGAUUCUCCCUGGGCCUGGCCCCCAGCCCGUCUCGACACCUUAACCAUCAAGACCCAGUGGAGGACAGCAGUGAGGAGGAUGAGGAUGGGGAAGAAGAUGAAGAGGAAGACUAUGGGGUCGGCCUGGAGACAGAUCUAGAGAUGCGCCUCCGUCCAUCCUUUAAAGCGCGGAAGCGUGGAAAGGUUGGUGUGAGCCUGAGUGGGGGGUCCUUUAUCAUCCCCAGGGCCUUGAAAGGACGCUUUCGCAAGGUGAGUGGCAUGCUGAGCUCCCUCAUGACACCGGAGAGACGGGCAGUGAAAAGGAUUGCUGAGCUGUCCAGGGACAAAAGCUCCUAUUUUGGCUCCUUGGUUCAGGACUACAUCAGCUUUGUUCAGGAGAACCGAGGCUGUCACACAUCAGGGAUGGAUUUUCUGCAGACUCUCAGGCAGUUUAUGACGCAGAUGAAAGCUUACCUGCGCCAGAGCUCUGAGCUGGACCCACCUAUAGAGUCACUCAUACCUGAGGACCAAAUUGACCAGGUGCUAGAGAAGGCCAUGCACAAGUGUGUCCUGAAGCCUCUGAAGAGUGUGAUUGAGGUGGCUUUACAUGACUUCCAGGUAAGCAGUGGAGCUUGGCAGCAGCUGAGGGAGAACCUGGCACUGGCUAAGACCAAGAGGCCCCAGGAGCUGGGGGUGGAUGGGGCCGUGCCCCCUGAUCCCGUAUCUAUUGAGAAAAUCCGCCACAAAUUCUUAAAUAUGAGGAAGAUGUACUCCCCUGAGAAAAAGGUGUCUCUGCUGCUGCGUGUGUGCAAACUCAUCUACACCAUCAUGCAGGAUAACUCAGGGAGGAUGUACGGUGCUGAUGACUUCCUGCCCAUUCUGACUUAUGUGGUGGCUCAGUGUGACAUGCCUCAGCUGGACACAGAGAUCCAGUACAUGAUGGAGCUGCUGGACCCAUCUCUGCUUCAAGGAGAGGGAGGGUACUACUUGACCAGCGCCUACGGGGCCAUGGCCCUUAUCAAGAACUUCCAGGAGGAGCAAGCGGCCCGGGUCCUGAGCUCCGAGGCCAGGAACACUUUGCACCAGUGGCACCGCAGACGCACUGCUCAGCGUUCAGUGCCAUCUGUGGACGACUUUCAGAACUAUCUCCGUGUAGCCCUGCAGGAAGUGGACACAGGCUGCACGGCCAAAACCCUGGUCGUCCACCCUUAUACCACCACAGAAGAGGUCUGCUCACUCUGCGCUUACAAAUUCAAGAUCCCCGACCCUGAGAACUAUGCACUGUUUCUGGUCACUGAGGACACCACCCAGCAGCUGGCCCCGGACACAUACCCUCAGCGCAUCAAAGCCGAGCUCCACAGCCGGCCCCGUGCACAGAUCUUCCACUUUGUCUACAGGACGGUGCCUAACCUUAACCUCUGUAUCCCUGCUGUCAUGCAAAAUGGAAACUGCCUUCAAAUUGAAUAGUGGAGGAGAACAUAACAGCUUCCUGCACUCAAACUAUUGUAGUUGGUAUUCUUGUGGUGCUUGUAGAUGUUUGUUUUGUUGAAAGAUUUGAGGAUGUUUGAAACAGAUGUGCGGAGCAGACACCAAACCGUAUAUUGGCAUAUUGAUGCAGAUGUUAAAUAUGAGAAUUUUGAUGCCAUGCAAAUGACAGGGAGAUUUGUUUUUAUGAGAAACAACAAAGUGAUAGGAUGGACUCUGGAAAGUGCUGGUGUUUUAAGUCUAGCACCUCAGAAAUGGGGCUCAGAUAUAGGACGAAAAGGCAAAAUUAUGAUAACACUUGUUCAGUUUAGGUUUUUUCGCAAGUUAUCAACAAUUCAACCACUUAGAGUUGACUUAGCCUGUAUCUGAUUUGGUCAGAGCCUACACCGUUCAGCCACAACAUUAAAACCAGAUGCUAGUUUUAAUGUUGUGGCCUGAAUGUGUAUGCUGAGCAGAAAUUCUUGGAUCGUGUAUGGAGACUGAUUUGCAGGAUUUUUGGUAAGGGAAAUUUUAUAUGGAGAUGAAACGUUCUUCACAUUGUUGGACAUGCAUAACAUCCUCAAAGCAGAGGUCAUACAGUAAAAUAUUGCAAUUUAUGUAACUAACUUUUGCCUUAACUGCUGUUAUCCCAGGUGCCUUCAAAAGGAAUUGAAUAUACUGUAUGCUACUGAAAGCUUUCAGCUGCCAUCCAGUGAUUAGUCAUCUUUCAUCAGAAUGACCUAGAUUAAAACUUCAUGCUAAAACAUUAAUUUAAAAAGUAAAAUGAACUAUUGUAAAAGUUCUGAUUUUUUUUUUUCUCUCAUGUUUUUUUGUUGUUGCAAUUGCUGGUCAAUUGUAGCCUGUAUUUCUGUGUAGAAAUAUUUUUAUAUUCAAAUGUUUCUUUUUUUCAUCACUAAAGUGACAAAGAUUUUUAUUCUGAUUUAAUAUUUCUGUACUGGACUCAUUACUGGACUUGGAUUUAUGCCAGUUAUUUCUCAAAAGUCAGUUCACAACAACACUGUUUCUACUGUUUGUUAUGAAAAGCUCCAAGCUGACUGUGGAAAAAUAAAAAAAUUUCU